AUAUACAUCACUGGAAGAGCAAACUGUGAAAGUCAGUGAAGAUAUUUGCGAAAGUUUUGUUAAAGAUGAUGAAUGACAUUUCGAACGGUGCCAUUAAUGGAACAGAUUUAAAUAUUGAGGACAAGUUAAGAAAUAUGACAACAGCGGACAAUACUUUUGAAGGUGACUCGCGAUUAAAGAUGUCGACCAGUGCAAACAAAAAAGUUGAUGAGGAGGCAAAUUACGAAAAUGCUGUGGCGGCGAUGUCACAAAAUUACGGCAAAAUUCUUCAGAACCUUGGAGAAGAUACAGAAAGGCAGGGACUAAGAAAAACACCAGAAAGGGCUGCAAAAGCAAUGAUGUUUUUUACGAAGGGAUACCGAGAAAAUAUUCAUGGGAAAACCCGAUUGCAUGGAGAAAACCCAAUUGUCGGGCAGGGUAACCAACAACCAAUCUCACAACCUAACCCGGGACACUCUGAUGUGCUGAAUGAUGCCAUAUUUGAUGAGGACCAUGAUGAGAUGGUGAUUGUCAAGGACAUCGAGAUGUUUUCACUGUGUGAACACCAUCUUGUUCCAUUUAUUGGCAAGGUUUCGAUAGGCUAUCUUCCAAACAAGAGAGUGCUGGGUCUGAGUAAAUUAGCAAGAAUUGUUGAAAUUUACAGUAGAAGGUUACAAGUUCAGGAGAGACUAACGAAGCAGAUUGCAGUGGCGAUAACAGAAGCGAUACAGCCAGCAGGAGUGGGUGUCGUUAUAGAGGCAACCCAUAUGUGCAUGGUCAUGAGAGGUGUACAGAAACUGAACAGCCGCACAGUCACAAGUACCAUGUUGGGCGUAUUCCGGGAAGACCCCAAAACAAGGGAAGAGUUUCUCACGCUUAUACGCUCAACGUGACUGUUUAAGGCACAAUGUUUGAGUUCCUCGAGAACAUGGUGCUGUGAUAUCCCUGUUGCUAGGGAAACUGUUAACCCUGUUGCUGGGGAAACUGUUAACCCUGUUACUAGGGAAGCUGUUAACACUGUUGCUAGGGAAACUGAUAACCAUGCUGCAAGGGAAAUUGCUAUCCCUGUUGCUAGGGAAACAGUAGACAUGACAAUGCUACAUUCCAUAACAACCAGAUGUUGUAAACAUUGGAGGACAUUGUGUUAAAUUAUAUUUUUACGUACAGGACAUUUUAUGCUUUUAUAUUGUGUUUUUAAACCAUUUUUGAGUUGUUAUCCCAAAUUGAUUGCCCUGUUGCCUGAGUUGUCAAUCAAACAAUUGGUUGACUAAUAAUGUUAUAUCUUUAAAAUAAUAAGCACAUGGUUGCAUUAUCCAUUAAAAUCACAGCUCAACACAACCUCUGGCAAAUGAUGUUGACACAUUGCAAUAGUUUGGUGAUUCAGGUCAAUUAUUUGAACUUCCAUCACUUGAUGUUUUGCAUUAUUCCUGACAACAUAACAACCAGACGUUGUUACAAUUCAGAGAACAUUUACUACAUAUGUUAUCCAUUGUAUUGCAUGAAUUUGACCACGAGUGAUGUUGGUUAUUUCAAAUAUAUUUAUUGUUUGUGUAUUUCUUGAAAGAACACUUCGUAUAUGGACUUAAAUCAAGACUGUUCCAUCACAUGAUAUUAGGCCCAACGGUUAAAACCUAAUAUAAUGAUACACUCAUAAUAGACUUCACCAUUAAAAGGAUUUUCUCAUGUUUUUGGACCAAAUAUUUGUUUUCCAGGUAAUGCAUCUAAAAACAAUCAUUUUAUCAUUAUUUUAAUCUAUGAUAUAGAAAAUUGCAGAAAAGAUAAAAUUAUAGUAAAAGAAAAGUGUUUUGGUUUCAGUGGGGUACAAACCCACUCCGGUAAAGUCAAGAAAAAAAUAGAAAAUGGAUGCCUUAACCACUUCACUAACUUCGCUCCUUUUUUCCAACAGAAAUCAGACCUCAUAUGACCCUUUUUGCAAUUUGUCUUUCUACUCAUAAAACUCUUUCAAAUGAUAUCAAAAUCAUAUGGGUUUACUGGUUAUUUUAUGAAAUUACAAAUUUUGGAAACCUAUGCAUGUAUCUUUAUAUGUACCUUUUGAGGUGUCAAAAACAUAAAAUGAAAAAAAUGAACAAAAUAGUACCAUUACUUUUAUGUACAACGAGAUCAAGAAAGUUUAUUCAAUUAUCAUAACAAACUAUUCAUAUUUAAAAUAACUAACAUGACCCAUGAUCAAAUUUAUGCAAUAUGUAAAGGCUCAUAUAUGCACUCCUGGUGAAAACAAAUAACAUGUAUCACAAUAUUAGCAAUUAUACCUAUACACUGUAAAGGGACUAGGCACCAGAUGGUACCAAAAUCGGCAAAUAUAGUAUUUCCUCAAAACAAGCCUAGAAAUAUCAAUACGAGCUAGUUAAAGGCUGAUAAUGCAUAAUUUUACAUGAUUUAAAGAAUACUUUUGCCGUUGUUUUUUCCAGCUGAGUUCACCUGUUUUAAAAGUAAAUAGGAUGUACAUGGUAGACAAACAAAUUUCAAAAUGGAAAAGUACACAAAAACUGUAUUACUUGUACACACUGCUUUGAAUUUUGCUUAUUUGAUAACUUAAAGUUUAAAGAAAGAUAAUUAAUUAUUACACUCUUUGUUCAACCUAAAAAUAUAAUAAUAAUUCAGUGAUAACAUAGCCCAAACUUUAGGCAGAUACUUAAAUACCUACUGAAAUGCAAUAAAAGAAAAGAAAAAAAAUUGUUUUUGACUAUAUAAGAUUAAUACGUGUUGUAUGUACAGAUAAAAUAUUCAACUAUACAUAAUACGCUAUAUCUAUUGACAAUAACUCUAAUGAAAUCUAUCAUAAUUUGUGCAUUUAAGCUGCAUGGUGAAUUUAUAAUGUUCACUUUAACCAUCUGAAAUUACUGAUAUGACCAUAUAACUUUUGACAAGAUUGGUACAAUAACGUCUGUAUUCAUUUCAACACAAACAUAAAAAUGAUAUAAAAUAUCAUCUUUAAGUGUGAUUACUUUUAAAAACACUUUUUUGUACUUUUUCAAUUGACUAUUUGAUUUUCAUUUGAAAAAAAAAAUGUAUAUUACUUGAGAUAUUAAUUUGAUUUUCAAUGUAGUGUUCAUUGACUUUUACUGAAACCAUAAAUACAUAUUUGAACAAUUAAUUUUUUUACGAUGCAAAAAUAUUUAUGUUGUGAAAUGGGCAAUCACCAUGAUAUUGAAAAACUUACAGACUGUUUCAUUUGAUUGAAACUCGUUGAAAAACGCCCCUUGAAUGUGCACUUUUAAUUUACAUGCCGAGUACGGACUACUUUUUGUAUGCUAUUUCAUGAAGAUGCUUUAUGAAAUAUAAGACCUCAAAUUAAAUUGCCUUUGUGGAUGAAAUAAUUGAUAAAAAAAUAAUAGUUAUUAAAAUUUUGUUAUUUAAAUUUAAUCUAGUUUUGUUUUAAUUUGAAAUUGAAUGUAUUUUAGUAUGUAGAAUAUGGGACCAACAUUUUUUUUAUUGACGUUUACUAUUUUAUAUUAUUGGACUUAUUGCAUGGUUGAAAUAUUUGCUUAUAAUUAUUUUGUAACUUGACUUCAUCUAAUUGUCAAAGAAAGCUUGUGUAGUUUGAUUCAAAUAUGUGUCUUUAUCAUUAUGUUCUAAAAUAUUACCAAAACAAAUUUAAAUUAAUAAGGAAACAUUUAAGAAUAUUUUAACAACUGAAGCACGAACAAAUAUAUCGUCCAUUUUGCAUCUGCAUAAAUGAAUAUUUUUUGACAUUAUAGACUAAGUUGGCCGCAAUUAAUAGAAUUGUGGUACAAUUUAAAACAGGGUAGCAUUUGCCACAUGUGUAACUAUUGUUUGUAUCAUUUGUGUAGUAAGUAAUAGUAAGAGUCCACUUUUGGAUUUCUGAUAGAUUAAGUGGGCAGGUCUGGCGGGGACUAAACAUUCAGAAGACCAAAAAUAGUUGCGAACAUUCUUAGUGUUCAGCACAAAAUGCUUCUAUACUGGCCAGUUUGCAUGUGCUAGCUUCUAAAUAACUCACUUUAUUAAACCAAUUACUUACAAAAUAGUGAUUUGCGGUUAUUUUCAUUACUAAAUGGAAAUUAUGUGGGGGGUUUCGUUACUAAAAGGAAAUUUGGCAGUUAUUUUCGUUACACUAAAUGGAAAUUUGGCAGUUAUUUUCGUUACACUAAAUGGAAAUUUGGCGGUUAUUUUCGUUACACUAAAUGGAAAUUUGGCAGUUAUUUUUGUUACACUAAAUGGAAAUUUGGCAGUUAUUUUCGUUACACUAAAUGGAAAUUUGGCAGUUAUUUUUGUUACAGUAAAUGGAAAUUUGGCAGUUAUUUUCGUUACUAAAUGGACUGUUAUUUGCUUAAUUAAUUUUUGUAGGUCAGAGCUCUUUUAAAUGAUUUAUUAUGAAUCUCUUCGGUGAUCCCAUUGGGGGAACCUAGAGUCCAAAAAAUGACGACUUAUAUAAACUCAAAUGACAUCACCUUCAAGAAAAAUUUAAGUUAACCAAGUAGGAUUACAUAACAAACUACUAACAAUGUGUAAAAUGAAUGAGAGAAUCUUUAAAAAUUAUAUAACAUAGCAAUGAUUGCCUGCAUAUGACGAACAUUUUCCUCCACAUGAAUUGCACAUUCUAACCUAAUAUUGUACAGGUUCGAAUGAGGGGUAGUGCAUUUUUUCAUGUAAAAGAAAUUUUGAAUACAAAUCAAACAUUAAAUUGUUGUAUUUUUUUGCAACACAUAUUAACCAAGUUUUCACAAAGUGAAACCUGGUUAUUAGAGUGACGUAUGUCAUUGUUCGGCUGGUGUCAAACUCACCUUUGGUUUGAAAUAACUUAAGUUAAGGUUGACCCAUUGUGACCAAACUUGGUAUAUAGAAAUAGCUAGAUUAUAAAAGACAUUUCAUGGCGUUGACAUUUUGUGACCUAACUUGGAAUAUAGGAUGAGUUUAUAGAGACUUUUCAUAGGAUUGCGUUUAGGACCCUAAGGAUCAAGGUCAAGUUCACAGUUAUUUAGAAUCGAAAAAUAGGUUGACUACAGUCUACGAAGACCUUGAUAGCAUUUCGGGCUCUUAUAGGGUCAAGGUCAGUCUACGAAGACCUUGAUGGCAUUUCGGGCUCUAAUAGGGUCAAGGUCAGUCUACGAAGACCUUGAUGGCAUUUCGGGCUCUAAUAGGGUCAAGGUCAGUCUACGAAGACCUUGAUGGCAUUUCGGGCUCUAAUAGGGUCAAGGUCAAUAUCACUGUUAAGAAAAAACAGUUAAAACUGAAUCUCUUAAUGAAGGCAGAAAUUCUUCUGUCAAUCAAUGAAAACCUAGUUUUGUCGCAUUACGGAGUUUCUUGUUGUAGUUUAAUAUUAGUUGGUUGUGGCCUUAGAAUGUAUUUAUGAUGGUGUUUUGCCAUGUUUUAUGUUUUUUAUUCUUCCUUGUAUAUGUAAGAGUAUGCAAACUUGGCUUUAAAAUAAACAUGUUUUGAGUUUAGUUUAGUUGAGCACGGUCUGUCUUUCAUAUAUUAAUACAGAGCCGAUAAGCGAAAAUUUCUCUCUCAAAAGAAAAUUAAAUAGAAAGGCUCAAUAAUUGUUUUAUUAUUGGAAGAUAAUGAAUUCAUUUGUUUUUAAAUCAUUUUUAAUUUGGUCAUAUUGUCUGCAUGAUGAUCAUUUUGUUUAUUUAAUUUUUAUCAUUUAUUAAAGAAUGUAAUCUACAAUAUUUCUGUGAUAAACUGGCACUUCAUAUUACAUGAACCAUGAUUUCUGAAUUCAUUCCCAAUGGAUUUGUAUGCAUGUCAUACAGAUAUAUUAUUUAGAUUAUUAAGACCAAGUCAUUGGACCAAGUUAGUAUGCAGUUGAGCUUAUAUCUAUAUAGAAGUUAUAUUUUAUUUGAUGUAUAUUAGUCAUGUAAGGAAAAUAAAACCAGGUUGUGCAGAGAUAUCAUUUUGUUAAUAUUACAAAAACAUUCAGUUUUUCAGUGUUUGCCAUUUAUCAUCAAAUGUCACUUCGUAAUCUUGUUAUUUUAUUUAAAGGAGCACAAUAAAGGUUGACACAAUAUAUUUACUUUUAAUUUGAAAGCAUUAUUAUGUUUAACUCAUUUGACUUAAUAUAACAGAAUAUAAUUUGUGUAUUGAUAAAAAAAUAUUAGCCUUUAUUAAUGGACUUUUUUAGAUAAUAGCUACAUAGCCAGAAAUUUCUAUGUCUAAAAAUCAGCAAAAUAUUGCUAAUAUUUUUUAACUGUGUCCCUUUAAAACAAUCAAUUGCAGAUUCUAUUUACCUUUGAUAUGUACAUUCUACGGAAAUUAGUCAAAGACUCCCAGGCCCCAAUAUCUCAAAAUAACUUAAGUCAAAUCUCAUUCUGAUUCUCAUCAAAUUUUACUAUAUAAAAUCUUUUUUUUUUUUAUAAUGAAUGGUCUAGAUUCAAUGAAAAUUAGUUCUUUAGGAAAAAAUGUAAUUUAAAGUACAACCCAUUGUUUAUUAGCAAUAACUAGAGUACAUUUUUUAUGGCGCUAGAAUUAACUUUCUUUCAAAUUUUACAAAAUGUUUUUAUCAGCACUUUCUGAGAAUAUUUGUUUUUUUGAAAAUAGUAAAACAUACAAAAUUUGAAUCAUAUUACGUUUUACGUGGUUAAAUAGGUUGAGGUUUAAAUUUGACAAGUAUUUUUGUGAUAUUGCGUCGGUCUCAUAAGAAAAAUCAUUUUAUUAUUGUACAAUAUUCUACAAGAUAUAUUAGAUAGAUCAUAUUCUAGUCAAAGGAAGGACAUUUAUUUCUUCAUUGAUCUACUCAUAAUUAAGACAGAUAUUAGCAUUUAUUACAGAUCUACACAUGUACAUUGUUUGUAUAAAUGCACCUUAAAAAAGUUCAAGCAAUUUCUGUUUUCGAACAGGACUUGUUAAUUUUUACUGUUAUCAUGGUUUAAACACUUGUUAACAUUUAAUUUUUAGUAGAAUUUACUUUCUUGAUGUUAAUUCGGGUGUAAAUAUUUGUCUGUGUUCAAUGUUUGCAGGGCGAUAAUUUUACAUGUUACCACAUGUUUAUGUUUGCUUAAAAAAUAUAUCUCA
Messenger RNA from Mya arenaria, 6969 nucleotides. RefSeq names its product GTP cyclohydrolase 1-like. Gene Ontology annotation, cellular component: cytoplasm. The transcript is spliced from 7 exons. Gene Ontology annotation, molecular function: GTP cyclohydrolase I activity; GTP binding; zinc ion binding. The record is from RefSeq and is a predicted model, not a curated record. NCBI's taxonomy places the organism in Eukaryota, Metazoa, Mollusca, Bivalvia, Myida, Myidae. Bases 66 to 872 code for a protein of 268 amino acids. Gene Ontology annotation, biological process: tetrahydrofolate biosynthetic process; tetrahydrobiopterin biosynthetic process.